Molecule: messenger RNA, 1641 nt
Organism: Nematolebias whitei (Rio pearlfish)
Lineage: Eukaryota; Metazoa; Chordata; Actinopteri; Cyprinodontiformes; Rivulidae
Gene: b4galnt1b
Product: beta-1,4-N-acetyl-galactosaminyl transferase 1b
Exons: 11
Coding region: 34-1641 (535 amino acids)
Biological process (GO): ganglioside biosynthetic process
Cellular component (GO): Golgi membrane
Molecular function (GO): hexosyltransferase activity
Source: RefSeq, a predicted model, not a curated record
GGAUAAAGCCAGUGAGCGAUAACACCUGGACUCAUGGGUUUUAGGAUGCGGUCCCUGAAGAAGACAGUGCUGCUCGCUGUCCUGGUGUCUGUGGUGCUCGUGUUGGCUCUCCUCCACUCAUGGCCCACUCGGGCUUACACCACAGUGGAUAUAUGGCAGAGACCUGGGCUACCAGGAGAGAGACAUCCAGAAGAAAAGCUCCUAGAACCCGAUCACCAGUUAGGCAACAUCCCUUUUCAUGUCAAGGAUGGUGUAGCGAGCUUGCUGGCACGUAAUGGGUGUGUAUGUGAGGGCGAGAGCGGAGGAGUUAACCUGCCCUUUGCCCAACUCUUGUUUCCGCGGGUGUCGGCUCACCUGCUGCACACUGCCUUUGAUGCCUCGGAGCUGGAGGAAAUGAAGAAGAGACGGGCCAAAGAGUACAGAAGCUUUCAGAGCAGAUCGAAGACUCCAGCAGACGCUCUCAUUAUCGCAGAGGCCAACAGUCCCCUGCAGUAUCCAACACAGGGGCUGGAAGUACGGCCUCUGAAAACAACCAUUGUCCCAGGCUUGGCCUUACACGAUGUCCCCAGAGACAAUUACUCAAUAAACAUCACUGCCACACUGGGAACACUAAACGUAGCAGCAGAAGUAGAGGGGGUGAAAAUUAAAGGUGACGGCGAGAUGCACAUGACCCUUUCGAGCGUCUUGCUGCUGAACCUGAACCGACAGCUGCAGUUCGUCACCUACACCAACACGCUGUUUCAUCCGAGCACCUCAGACACAGUGCAGUUUGAGACAGAAGGACAUCAAGCCGCCUUCAGCAUCAAAAUCCGUCACGGAGUGACCCCAAAACUUUACAACACUGGAUCUAAAGGAGAGUACAACGUCAGCGCUCUUGUGACUGUAGCUACAAAGACCUUCCUGCGGUAUGAAAAGCUUCAGAAUCUAAUUGACAGCAUCAGGAGAUACUAUCCCACCAUCACCAUAGUGAUUGCUGACGACAGCGAAAAACCCAAAACAAUAUCCGGGCCCUACAUCGAGCACUACAUCAUGCCCUUUGGAAAGGGCUGGUUCGCAGGGAGAAACCUUGCCGUUUCCCAGGUGACCACAAAAUAUGUGCUCUGGGUGGAUGAUGAUUUCAUCUUCACAGCCAACACCAAGUUGGAGAAGCUCGUGGAUGUUUUAGAAAAAACCACUCUGGAUCUGGUUGGUGGUGCAGUGCGGGAAGCCACGGGGUACACCGCUACCUACCGACAGACCAUCUCCAUCGAGCCAGGAGAGGAGGACGGUGACUGUUUGCACAUGAGGAGAGGAUUUCAUCACGUCAUAGAGGGUUUCCCCAACUGUGUUGUGACAGACGGGGUCAUAAAUUUCUUCUUGGCACGCACCGACAAAGUCCAGCAGGUUGGCUUUGACCCCCGCCUCGCCAGAGUGGCUCACCUGGAGUUUUUCAUCGACGGUCUCGGAUCUCUCCACGUGGGCUCUUGCGACGAUGUCAUCAUCAGUCAUGCAACAAAGAUCAAGCUCCCGUGGGUCAGCCAGUCGGAGAGCGACAAGACUUACGCCAAGUUCCGUUAUCCGCCUGCCUCGUCGGACGCCACACGCACAAAAAAUGGCCUCCUGUUCUUCAAGAACCGAUUUCAAUGUUUGACUCACAAUUAG